Molecule: messenger RNA, 1317 nt
Organism: Osmia lignaria (orchard mason bee)
Lineage: Eukaryota; Metazoa; Arthropoda; Insecta; Hymenoptera; Megachilidae
Product: E3 ubiquitin-protein ligase TM129
Biological process (GO): protein ubiquitination
Cellular component (GO): endoplasmic reticulum; membrane
Molecular function (GO): ubiquitin protein ligase activity
Source: RefSeq, a predicted model, not a curated record
UAUAUGUUUUUUGAUAUCUAUGUAUAAAAUAAAAUAUAGUGGACACGAAUCCACCUUAUGUUGACUGUGGAACUUUACUCAGUUCAACAUAGUUUAACAGUAUAAAACAUAAGAUGUCAAAUGUUUAUGUAAAACUUUUUCAGAUGGUCAGGUAAAAAAAGUGAAAAUACAUAGUUGGAACAAUAUUUUUUCAAACAUGUCUGCGUUUUUCUUUUACACCUUGUUUUAUAUUUUAAUCUCAGGAUGUAUUAUAUAUCCACCAACAGAAUUUAUUUCAGCUGGUCUAACCAUAAAAGAUAUAUUUUCAACUUGGUUAGGUAGUGAAAAUGAAUUUUUUAUACAAUAUCAUAUAAAAAGGAGUGUAGUUACAUUGUUUGUACAUUCUAUGCUUCCCUUUGGUUAUACCCUUGGGUUAAUUCUGUUUGGUCAUGUAAAUGUUGGCCAAGAACAUACAUGGCUAAUGUUUAUUAUUUGUACUGUACUUCUGCCUCUAUAUACCUUGUAUAAAAUUCUAAUAUGGUCAAUGAAUAAUUGGAAUAAACAUCCCAUAGCACAAAAUCUUGCAGUUUAUUCUAAUGGUAAUAAUAAUAACAAUGUAGCAUGGACUACAGUAGCUUCUGAUAUCAACAUAGAAUACCGAAGAAUAGAUAAAAUAAUAAUUACUACAAACAGUAUAACAUCCAUAGUGGCAACAGAUAAUUGGAUAAUUAAAAUUAUGCCUUAUAAGGUAUUGGUUGCACAUCAGAGUGAUGCAGUUUUGAUAGUUAACAAAAGUGAUACUCAUGAAAUGUCACCUGUAACAAGAGGAGAAGUUCAAUUCAUUAAUAUUGAGGUCAAGUCUACAAGAACAGGAGCACAGUCUUUUGACAUAAGAUUGAAUGCAUUGGAUUUUAAAAAUUUGCAAGAUAAAGUUUCACGUCCUAUUACUAUAUUACAAAAUAUCACAUUUCAUAAAACAUUACUUGAUAAGUUUAUUGACAGUUUUAAAGACCAAGUACAAGAAAAUCCACUUUAUGCAUGUGCUGAGGAAUUAGGCCAAUGUAUAGGUUGUAUGCAAGUUACAUCAAAUGUAAAGCUACAAAAACAAUGUAGCACUGGCAUAGGAAGUGGGAAUUCAGAAGACUGCAUGAUGUGUUACUGCCGUCCAAUGUGGUGCAUAGAUUGCAUGGCAAAAUGGUUUGCAUCAAGACAGGAUGAAAAUGCACCUGAAACAUGGUUGUCUUCUAAAUGCACUUGCCCAGUAUGUAGGGCAAGGUUUUGCAUUUUAGAUGUAUGUCUUAUACAACCUAUUUAAAUAUAAAACAAUAUAACAAAAAA